GUUCCAGGAUGUGGGGGUGGGGCGCAUUUGAGCUCUGUGGCCCUCAGCAAAAACAAACGAGAACUGCAACUACAGCUGCAGCUUUGACGUUUUUCUGGUGCAGUCCGUUUUUUUUUUUAAUCAGACGCUUGACACUUUGCAGAAUGUUUGUUGUUGUCGUUGUCUCGCUGGUGAGCCAUUUGUGGACGCCAGCUGCAGCCCAAGAGAACAUUUUUGUUAUAACAUCUGUUCCUGACGUGAACGUGACUUUAAACUGCGCUGCAAAGAUGAAGCCGGGGCUCCAGUACUACGCAGUCCGUUGGUACAAGGAGACUGGAGUCCCUCGCCUGAGCGGGCUGGUGUCCAAAACGCUCCCUGAUGGUCAGAUGAUGUGGUACGUGGACGCAGACACGCGGGUCUCUCUGGAGGAGGAGACUCUGAACCUGCGGCUGCCCACAGUGACGUGCUCUGACCAGGCAGUGUACCAGUGUUACCUGGCCGCACCUGUGGGGGAACAGAACAGGAAGGGGAGAGUACGCCUCAGUGUAACAGGCUGCCCCACAGUUAAACCAGCCCACACAGUAGAAGCAGAGCAGCACAGAGGCACUCACAUAGAGAGCACCCCACUGGAGCCACAGGGUUUGCUAAGGAGAGAGAACCUCAUCUUGUGUGGAGCCAUGGGACUGCUGCUCUCUGCUCUCAUGGUUGCUCUUUUCAGCUUCAGAAGCCUGAAGAAAACAUUAUGGACCCAAAACAAAACUCCGGGAAAAGGGCUGUACCCGGAUCCGAACUGUCUGCCGGAAAAGCAAGAUUUACUCUGGAUCCGGAUGCUGGGUCCUCCGCCAAAGAAAUUAGAACCCACAGCAGCUUAAAGGCGCCAAAUUUGAACUUUACUUUUCUUUACUGUCAAACUGCUACAGUAGAAAUGUAUAACGCCAGGCACCCACUUUUAAUUUAGCAUAUUUUAAAUGCUGCCCUUGCAAAGUAUUUUGCACUUAAUAACAUUCUUAAAAAAAUGUGCAUUGGCUAAUAGCUGUAUUGCUAUUAUCGCUGUAAAAGCACUUUAAAUCUAAACCAGGGAGUAAUCUAAGAACCAGGGACUAAACCAGGGCCGUGUUGCAGGCUUUGUCAGUUCCUAGAGGUGGUUGGUAGUAGUGACUUAAAUUAACGUGGGUAGUGACUUAAAUUAACAGCCCAGUGUAAAAUCUGUAGACCACGAGGACUUUAAGAAGACUUUGAGAUAGCUUAUUUGUUUUCACUUUUGUGGUCUGUUCUUAAGAGAAUACUAAUAAGUAGGGCAUAGUUGUACUGAAACAUAUAUUUGAUAUUACGUCCAAAUGAUUAUGGUUAAGGUACACGUUACUGUCCCUGUAGGGAAAUGCAUUCUCUGCAUUUGACCCAUUCAGUGUCACUCUUCCCAGGAGCAGUGGGACCCAUCUCCAGGUCUUGAGCUGGUCUUGGUUAGGACUACCUUAGGUGGAGGAUUUGCACCUAUGGUGCAUGUUUUGGGUUGAUGGGGGAAACUGUAGUGCUCUCAGGAAACUCACCCAGACACAGGAAGAACAUGCAAACCCCACACAGAAACGCUUGGGAAUUGAACCAAGAACGUUCUUGCUGCGAAGCAAGAGUCAUAGCUACUCAGUACUUUGUUUUUAAUACUUCCCCUACUGUCCCUGAAGUCCUCAGAGUGUGAGAUGGUUCAUAUGGCACUAACAUGUGGGAAAUGUUCUUUGGUUCUGGUCCAUGGAGAGAGUUGUUCACAAGCAGAGCUCCUUUAAAGUCUAUUCUUUGAGCCACAGGAGCCAGAGACCUGAGCACAGGACACAUGUGUGAAGUCCUGAGUACUGGUUCUAGCAGCAGUGUUCUGGAUCUACUGCAGCUGUCUUUGGAGAAGUCAGUGAGGAGGCUGUUACAGUCGUCUAAUCUACUGGAGACUAAUGCAUGGAUAAGUCUCUCCAAAUCUGUUUUUGACAUUAUACUAAAAAAGCAAAUAUGAAUAGGUGGAGGUAUAAGAGGCAUAACUGAAUUUUGAGAUUUUGCAUGAAGCAUUGAAAGCAAUAUAAGAGACCUUUUUUUAAUUAAACCAGGACUAAACCAGGACCAAACCAGGACCAAACCAGGACCAAACCAGGACCAAACCAGGACCAAACCAGGACCAAACCAGGACCAAACCAGAACUAAAACAGGACUAAAUCAGAGACUAACCUGGUCUAAACUGAACAUUGAAGUGGUUUUAAAUGUGGAAUUUUUCAUUUUAUUCUGUUAUAUUUUUAAUAAAGUGAAAAUUUACUGACUUCACAUUUUUGACAACUUUAGUGUUCAUGGUUCUUGGAGAGACUCUCACCAACACUACCACUACUAGUACGACUACUAUUACUAUUACUACUUCUGCUACUAUUACUAUUACUACAAUUUUUUAUUUUUUUAAGAUCCUAGCCCAGAGUUUGCCAAAGAACCCCCCCUUGCUCACCUGUACAAGUGGAAUGUAGGUGUGAGCUUCUAGACAGGUGACCCAGAAGAAGAGGAGCAACACGGUGGAGGAGCAGCCUGGUGAAGGAGCAACCCAGUAGAGGGGCAGCCUGGUGAAGGAACGAACUGGUGAAGAAGCAAACUCGUAGAGGGGCAGCCCGGUGGAGGAGCAGCCCGGUGGAGGAGCAGCCCGGUGGAGGAGCAGCCCGGUGGAGGAGCAGCCUGGUGAAGGAGCGACCCGAUGGAGGAGCAACCCGGUGGAGGAGCAACCCGGUGGAGGAGCAACCCGGUGGAGGAGCAACCCGGUGGAGGAGCAGUCUGGUGGAGGAGCGACCCGGUGGAGGAGCAGCCCGGUGGAGGAGCAGCCCGGUGGAGGAGCAGCCCGGUGGAGGAGCAGCCUGGUGGAGGAGCAGCCUGGUGAAGGAGCGACCCGAUGGAGGAGCAACACGGUGGAGGAGCAGUCUGGUGGAGGAGCGACCCGGUGGAGGAGCAGCCUGGUAAAGGAGCGACCCGGUAGAGGGGUAACCCGGUGGAGGAGCAGCUUGGUGGAGGAGCAGCCCCAUGGAGGGGCAGCAGUCCCGUGGAGGGGCAGCAGCCCGGAUACGCAGGACUUGGCCUGGAGUUCUUAAAUGGCCUCACCUGCUAAUAAAAACUGGGGCUCUGUGGAGUAGCUCUAUGGAUCGGGCUUAGGGUUCUGCUACAGUUCUUAAAGAAAUGUGAUCCAUUCUUCAUUUGUUUGAUUUUUUGAGAUGUUUAGCAACACAUUUCAAGCCUUGGCUCCUCUUCCAUUUGUUUUAUCCAUUGCUUUCGUUGCCUGGCUUCCUGUUUUUUCCCUUUUGAUUUCCAGUGAAGUCUGACCUUUUGACCUUUUGAAUGCUUGAAUCUUCCAUAUUUCUUAUUCUUCGUCAACACUUGUUUGAUCUUUUGGAGAUGGUGCUCAAUAUUGUUGGGCACAUGCAUCUUAGUUUUAAUUCUUCUGAUGUUAGAUGAGCACUUAUGGGAACCCCCGUGAUCCUAUCAGACAGUUUUGAAAUGCUUCAGUCACGUAGCGCUGUCUUUAUGAUCCAUGUCUCUGAUCCAUACAACAAAACGCUCAUCACUACAGGGACAUCUUCAUUUCUAGUUUGUAGAAAUCCAAAUCGCAGACAGUUCAGCGGCUUGUUUAGAGUCGGCAAUUUUCUAUUUGACUUCUCUUUGGUGAUCACCAUCAGCAUUACUACUACUAUUACUACUACCACCUCCUCACCCACUGUUCAAAAUAACAACAAGCAAAUAUUCUUAAUUCAAUGGGAGAGUUACUUUUGAAAGAACCUUGGUGGUAUCUUUUCUGUAAGUAUUUUGCCUAAAUGAUUGCUGACUUAUUAAAAUACCCCCUUCUUAAACAAUUCAUGUCCACCUCUAGACUAGAAAAAACAUUUUGGAAUAAAUAAAGAUAAAUAAAGAAAGUGUGUUCAGUGGCCAGCAGAGGGCAGCAUUGAGCUCUAUCUUCUGAAUAUGCUUUUAUGAUUUUCACAUGUUAUAUUUUAGCCUUUAGCCUUUAAGCUACCCUGUGAAAUCUCUUGUGCACUGUGUGAGAUCCUAUAUUACAGAAAAAUAGAGCAAUGUUAUAAUGUUGUUACCUCCUGUGUUUUGUUUCAUUCACACAUGUUUGAGUAACACUUUAUUAUUAGUCUGUCUACAUCUCCAAAGCUCAAAAUGCUCUGUUCCACCUUGUGAUGUCAUGAAGAGAUAGUUUUUUUUUAAGUUAACAGCUCCUUUUACCUUUUGUUCACUAGAGAUGGACAAUACCAAGACUGAAAUGAUCCAAAUGAUUCUAGUGAAGGUGUGUGGAGUUUAAAACCACAGUGGAGCACUUCCUGUAUCACCACAUGACAUCACAAGGUGGAACAGAGUGUUUUCUGUUUGAGAGAAGAUUGAUUCCAGCUCUCACAGAUGAAUGCUGUUGUUGUGUCCUUGGGCAAGACACUUAACCCAGUGUCUGUGUACACUGGUGUAUGAACGUGUGUGUGAAUGGGUGAGUGGUUCCUUGAUGUAAGGUGGAAAAGCGCUAUAUGAACUAAACCAGGACUAAACCAGGACUAAACCAUGACUAAACCAGGACUAAACCAGGACUAAACCAGGACUGGUCAAAAUGCACAGUAAACAAAUAAAUAAAUUGAAUAAAGAAGUAAAAAGCUG
This is a messenger RNA of Periophthalmus magnuspinnatus, 4626 nucleotides long. RefSeq lists its product as uncharacterized. The transcript has 5 exons. The record is from RefSeq and is a predicted model, not a curated record. Lineage: Eukaryota; Metazoa; Chordata; Actinopteri; Gobiiformes; Gobiidae. The coding region runs from base 9 to 851 and encodes 280 amino acids.